AUGAGUAAAACAGUUGAUGAUAAGUCACAAUGGUUGAACGAGCCACUUCAUGGGAUCUAUAUCCCAGUCGUGUUGAUGAUUGUUGGGAUCUCAAUCAUGAAUGUAUCAUAUUUACCUCAUGUUUUGUUAUUCUUAGCUCUUGUUAUCGAUAGAAGAAGUACAUUACAUCCUGAAAACUGGAGAGCUUUAGAAUUAUUAGAACAAACACUUAUUUCAAAAGAUACCGCUAUUUAUCGUUUCGCUUUAGGUAGAUCAGAUGAAAUCCUUGAUAUUCCUGUUGGUCAUCAUGUUGCUGCAAAAGUUGAAAAUGAUAUUCGUUACUAUACCCCAAUUUCUUCAAAAUUUGAUAAAGGAUUUUUCGAUAUUUUGGUCAAAUCAUAUCCAACCGGUACUGUUUCCAAACAUUUUGCAACUUUAAAAGCUGGCCAAACAGUUAAUUUCAGAGGUCCAGUCGGUAGAUUUAACUAUGCUACCAAUAGCUCUAAGGAAAUUGGUAUUGUUGCUGGUGGUUCAGGUAUUACACCAAUCUUACAAGUUAUUAGUGAAGUCACUACCACCCCAGAAGAUUUCACUAAAUUACAUUUGAUUUAUGCAAACAAUACUGCUAAUGAUAUCUUAUUGAAAGAAGAAUUAGAUGAAUUGAAUGAAAAAUAUCCAAAUAUUGAUAUUCAUUAUACUUUGUUGACUCCACCUGCAGACUGGGAAGGUGAAGUUGGUUAUGUUACUAAAGAAAUGGUUGAAAAAUAUUUACCAAAACCUUCUGAUGAUUCAAGAAUCUUAGUUUGUGGUCCUCAAGGUUUGAAAACUUUAAUGAUUAACAUUACAAAAGAAUUAGGUUUUAGAGAAGCUAAAAUGCCAUCAAAAGGGGAUGAUCAAGUUUUUAUCUUUUAA
This is a messenger RNA of Hansenula ciferrii, 891 nucleotides long. Its product is annotated as cytochrome b5 reductase family protein. The record is from RefSeq and is a predicted model, not a curated record. NCBI's taxonomy places the organism in Eukaryota, Fungi, Ascomycota, Saccharomycetes, Phaffomycetales, Wickerhamomycetaceae. Gene Ontology annotation, cellular component: endoplasmic reticulum; plasma membrane. Bases 1 to 891 code for a protein of 296 amino acids. Gene Ontology annotation, molecular function: oxidoreductase activity. The transcript has 2 exons.